GCGCGGAACGUCCGGACUUCCGGUUCCGGCGCGCCUUACGGCCCCUUUACGGUGACGGACCCGCGGCCACCCGGAGCGCUGUCGCGGAAGGACCGCAGAGGUUGUCUGAAGGCCGCGGCCAAGAUGGCGGCGCUGGCGGCUACCGGCCUGCUCCGCCCGCUCCUUGCGCUGCGCCCCGGCCUGGGCGCCGCUGUGCAGACACGAGAUGUUCAUCAGAGCGCAGCUGCCGACAGCCCGAGCAGCACCUCGCCUGCUGGAGCCGUGGUCCCCAAACGCGCUGCGCUCCCCAGCAGCCGGGGCGAGUAUGUGGUGGCCAAGCUGGAUGACCUCAUCAACUGGGCGCGCAGGAGCUCGCUGUGGCCCAUGACCUUCGGCCUGGCCUGCUGCGCCGUGGAGAUGAUGCACAUGGCCGCGCCGCGCUACGACAUGGACCGCUUCGGCGUGGUCUUCCGCGCCAGCCCGCGCCAGUCGGACGUGAUGAUUGUGGCCGGGACGCUGACCAACAAGAUGGCCCCGGCGCUGCGCAAGGUCUACGACCAGAUGCCAGAGCCGCGCUACGUGGUGUCCAUGGGCAGCUGCGCCAACGGCGGCGGCUACUACCACUAUUCCUAUUCGGUGGUGCGGGGCUGCGACCGCAUCGUGCCCGUGGACAUCUACGUGCCAGGCUGCCCGCCCACCGCCGAGGCCCUGCUCUACGGGAUCCUGCAGCUGCAGAGGAAGAUCAAGCGGGAGAAGAGGCUGAAGAUCUGGUACCGCAGGUAGCGCCCCGAGCCUCCUGCCGCUGGCACCAAUAAACCUGAGAACCC
Molecule: messenger RNA, 806 nt
Organism: Sorex fumeus (smoky shrew)
Lineage: Eukaryota; Metazoa; Chordata; Mammalia; Eulipotyphla; Soricidae
Gene: NDUFS7
Product: NADH:ubiquinone oxidoreductase core subunit S7
Exons: 8
Coding region: 124-762 (212 amino acids)
Biological process (GO): electron transport coupled proton transport; aerobic respiration; mitochondrial respiratory chain complex I assembly
Molecular function (GO): quinone binding; 4 iron, 4 sulfur cluster binding; NADH dehydrogenase (ubiquinone) activity
Source: RefSeq, a predicted model, not a curated record